Messenger RNA from Melampsora larici-populina 98AG31, 909 nucleotides. RefSeq lists its product as uncharacterized. Gene Ontology annotation, biological process: DNA repair; telomere maintenance. The transcript is spliced from 2 exons. Gene Ontology annotation, molecular function: DNA helicase activity. The record is from RefSeq and is a predicted model, not a curated record. Lineage: Eukaryota; Fungi; Basidiomycota; Pucciniomycetes; Pucciniales; Melampsoraceae. Bases 1 to 909 code for a protein of 302 amino acids.
AUGAAUCCACUUCGACCAUCCAACAUACAGAAUCGCACAUUGGCUCCGCCCAGUGCAAACGAAGCUGUUCAAAAGCGCACUUCAGGGACGGUCUCAUCAUUACAACGCAAAUGGUCAACGCCUACAUUGAAUGUCAAUCAUUCCCCACCGUCUUCACAAAAUCGUAUCAUGUCAUCAUCUCAACCUUCUUGGCAAGCAAAUGAAUCUGAGUGGCCUCCAUCUUCGCCGCCCAAACCCAAACCAAAGGCCAGCGUGAAUAUGCCGUAUCAGAAUCCCACCAAAUCAAAUGCAACCCACGACAAACCAAACUCUAGCACAUCGUCUACUUCAAAAACAGCCAUUCGCACAAAAACUGGAUUUCAAGCCAACAGUACAGUCAUGCAGACGAUUGCUCAGCGGGCACCUAACAAACCUAAACCGACCGCCAAACGUGACUUCCCAUGGGAUGUCGGAGGUCCUAAUGCCAAAAAGUUGGCUGGAGCUUCUCGCGUCCCUAUGUCUAUGGGGACGAGCCAACUGGGAAAUCCCAAGCUUAGCAUUUCGGCCAAAGUCUCUCUUUCAAAAGAACAACAAGCUGUCCUUGAUCAAGUCUUGAAAGGAGAAUCCGUCUUCUUCACCGGUUCUGCGGGUACAGGGAAAUCUGUACUUCUUCGUCAUAUUAUAGCCGCCCUCAAGCUGAAUUACAAAAGUAAAGCCGAUGCGGUAGUUGUGACGGCAUCAACCGGUAUGGCAGCUUGUGCGAUUGGUGGGACUACCAUACAUUCUUUUGCUGGCAUUGGAAUUGCUAUAGAAUCGCCCGAUCUACUGGUCUCCAAGGUCAGAAAGAACAAGAAAGCGGUCUCGAGAUGGACACGUACAAGGGUGUUGAUAAUUGACGAAAGUAAGCUUCAUAUACAAGUGGCCUUGUGA